AUGGGUAAUAGAAAGCAGAACUUGAAAAAGUCCUUAGGGCUAUCUGAAUAUCCCUGGAGUUCAGAUGAUGAUGAUGAUGGACCGCGCCAGUCCAAUGAAGAAAUAUUGCCAGCAACGAACAGGGAACCUCGCCCUAGUGUGGCAGACCAGCCUGGAACAAGUGGUUUAGCACAACCACAAUCAGAACAAGCUACACCUAGAACAUCAAGAAGAAUACAAGCUAACUUGGACAGGGAUAUGUUCUGGUCAAUCAUAAACAACACUCCAAGACCUACCAUCAAUAAUUACAACACUCGUUCGAGAAUAAACGAUCCAUCUUUGGCCUCUACCUCAAGAUCUGGACCGAGUCAAGCCCAGCCACCUCCAAGACCCAACAUAGAGGUGCGCCUUCCAGAUCAGCGCGCUAUUACCAAUAGGCGCCGUCAUAUCAUCGAAGACGUGCACCGCAUUCUCGCAUUCAAGAAAUUGACACGCACCCUACACAACUUAGCGCAGAAUAGAGCUAAUAUCAGUUCGGCAAACUUCAGCAAUCGUCCUUCUUUGUCACAUUCGUCACCACGGGUGUCAAGGCCACCCGAUCGCCCUCCUCACAGACCACCCGGGCCAGGCUUUGCUCCUGCGGGUGGGAGCCGAGGACCACCGUUUAGACGCUCUGUACAAAACUACCCAACUAAUAAUCAAGUGGAUCCGCAACACACCUGGCACUAUCGCUCAGGUGCUGUGCAGGCUAACGGCACUCCAGUCGGAGACCAAAUACCAAGUACCAGUCAAGCGGCUCCAGAUCCUUUUAUUCACGUCGUGGAUCACUCGGAAGAUGAGUUACAGGCAGUAGAACCAACGGCAGUUCAACCAAUGGAACCAGACCAUGAAACCAAUGACCCUGAGGAAGAAGAAAUUGCUCGAAGUAAUAUAAUGGAUGCAGCACUCAAUGACAACGGUAGUGGCGCCCGACUCAUUGAGGAGGUGGUUGAAGUUGACGCUCCUGAUGAGCCCGAUAACAACCCUGCUCCCACGGAAACGGAGGCAAAUGAAGGAAUUGUUGCACCCGUUGCUGAAAACAGGGCUGGUGCUGCCAACGCGGCAGAAAAUGCAGAAACAGCUCAAGAAGGUCCAUCGUAUGGUGUUAAGAGGAAAAGGGAUUCGACUGAUGAUACAAGGGAGCCAUUCUCUGUCCAAGAUUUUAAUCAGAGCCUACUCCGCCUACUGGAAUGCCCAGUGUGUCUCGAGUGGAUGGAGCCCCCGAUCUCGCAGUGUCGCCGCGGACACUUAGUGUGCAGUCGGUGCCGCGCGAGGCUCACGGCAUGUCCGGUGUGUCGCACUCCUUUCUCUUCGGUACGGAACAGGGCUAUGGAAGGGGUGGCGGAGAUGCUGCGCUACCCUUGCCGGCACGGCUGCGGGCGCGAGGUGCGCCUGCGCAAGCGCGCGCCGCACGAGGCGAGCUGCCCGGCGCGGCGCUACGUGUGCCCGGCGCCCGCCUGCGCGCGCCUGCCCGCGCUGCCGCACACGGAGCUGGCGCACCACUUCCAGACCUCGCAUCCCUUGCUCGUGAAGAUGGGUUGCAAGCACAAGUUCUCGACGAAAGUGAAUUCUGAGCAACACGAUACGUGGAUCAUCAGGGCGCUGGACGAAUUCUUCCACCUGCGCGUGGACAUCGACAUUCGGACUUGGGGCGUCAUCGUCUACGUCGCCUACAUUGGCCCCAAAAGAAAUGCCAACUCCUACACGUAUGAGGUUACCGUAGAAGGGCAGCACAACUCGAGGAAAUUGGUCUACACUAGGGCAACGCACAGCGACCUUGAGAGUUCCUCAGUAAACGUGAGCCGUCAGGAUUGCUUUCAUCUAACACUUGAUCAAGCACUCAACUUUCUUCGUAUUAAUAAUAGGCAUUGCGAACCAGACAAAUUCUUAGAUUUCGAAAUUCAAAUCACUAAGUGGGAAAGUGUUGAAGACACUAGAGAUGAAUCGGAUUCCUGA
This is a messenger RNA of Arctia plantaginis, 1974 nucleotides long. Lineage: Eukaryota; Metazoa; Arthropoda; Insecta; Lepidoptera; Erebidae. The record is from the annotation of a GenBank genome assembly.